GGUGUACCUACCAUACAGUUAAAAGCCGGUGUUAGCAAAGAUAAACACGUCUUAGUUAGGUUUAGUUGUGUUUUUUUGUGUGACUACAGGAGUCAGUCUAAUAGCAGAACGACAGACACAACUGCUCAGUUGACUGUUAUUGAAAACAUGGACAGUUAGCAAAGGCUAAAUGCCGGUGUGUAGCCCUGAAGUGGACAGACUUUCACGAGCUAACGUCUCCACAGUAGAAUCAGUUUACUUUACAGUCCUCUUAGGAAGUUGACUGAACGCAUGUGGACCCCGUGUUGCAGGUACAGAGGAGGCCAGCAGGCAUGGCGGGCAGGGGCCGUGGAGUGGGUGCGUUUACCUUCAACAUCGAAGCUCUGGGCAUCGGCAGGGGCAGCAUGCCAGAAGCCAGGGUGGGGCCCAACCCUCUGUUUCCAACCACGGACUUCAAACCAGUUCCACUGAAAGCUGGCGAAGAUGAGAACUACAUGCUGGCCUUAAAACAAGAGAUGAGAAUAACAAUGCAGCGGCUGCCGCACAACAUCAAGAAUCAUUCCAACAAAGCAGAAGUGGAGAGAUACACGGAGAGAUACCUGAAGCUAACCCAGAUUGACGAUGAGAACUGGACUCCAGACUGGAACCUCUUUCCGAAAGAAUUGAUGCCCAAAAAAAAGAAACCCCUUGCUAAAGCAGGCACAAAGAAGAAAACUGUGAAGCCUUUUCCAAAAGACACGGAGGCCAUACUGAGUAAAUUAGAUGAACUGGCGAAGAAAGAUGACGGGAACCCUGAACAAUCGGACGACGAGACCGAAAAGAAAAAAGCGAAUGAGGAUGAAGAAGAAGUUGAAGAGGAAAACUAUGAUGAAGAGGACAUCGAAGAGGACAACGACUACAUUGAAAGCUAUUUUGACAAUGGCGAAGACUUUGCUGCAGACAGUGAUGAUAAUAUGGACGGAGAAGCAACGUACUAAGACAGCAUGUGUCAAACUUGUUUCCAUGAAUAGUCACUACGCCUUGAUUCUGUUGUAGAUAAGUUUGAAGUUAAGUUUAGCAGAGGAGCUUUAUGCUGUGUGAUCUUGAUAAGUGAAGUUUUCUUUAAUGAACGAUGUAAAUAAGAAAUGCCAAAAUGUGUGCACACUGGCAAUAAUUUAUGCAAAAUAGAUUUAUUUAUUCUCCAGCCUGUAGCACAUUUCCACAGGUUGAAAGGCACAUACUGUCAACAACAUGAUGCUUUGUCAUAAAAUAUCGAGACAAUUGUGAUCAAAUAAAAGGGCUAAAUAAAGUCUAAAAGUUCAUAAUUACAAGAACAGGUCAUUGUGGAGUAGUGUGCAUUUUCCUAUUCUCCUGCUGUGCCCUUUUUUUCUUCUUUGUUUUUAAAGGAAAUAUACAAAUAAAAAAUGCAGUUCUCUCCAGGCAAGCAAAGACAAAAUCAAGCAACUAAUGGAAAUUCAGACAUAAUUUAACUGGUAGUACUCCCAAUACUGAUAGCAUAAGUAAAGGCUAAUGCCCAAUAGUCUGGAAAUAAAUUAAUUCUAAUUAAACACAAUGGCAGCAAUUACAGUCGUCUGGCAAACUGUGUUGGAAAAUAUACACGAUAUACUAACAAAAAAGAUGGCUGUACCAAACUGAGUCAACACUGUUUUAAACCAAAUCCACAACCAGAAUGAUUUCUCUGCGUGCAGUCACUCAAAACUAAACAUACUGAAAGAUAAAGUAGCUCCUUCAGUGUGUGUGUGUGUAGCCUGAUUGAUAAUGUAGCAGCAUGGGUGAUAGCAAAACAAAUCCACUG
This is a messenger RNA of Mugil cephalus (flathead mullet), 1774 nucleotides long. RefSeq names its product polymerase (RNA) III (DNA directed) polypeptide G (gene polr3g). The coding region runs from base 312 to 956 and encodes 214 amino acids. The transcript has 8 exons. Gene Ontology annotation, biological process: transcription by RNA polymerase III. The record is from RefSeq and is a predicted model, not a curated record. Gene Ontology annotation, cellular component: RNA polymerase III complex. NCBI's taxonomy places the organism in Eukaryota, Metazoa, Chordata, Actinopteri, Mugiliformes, Mugilidae.